This is a messenger RNA of Laccaria bicolor S238N-H82, 1946 nucleotides long. Its product is annotated as fumarate reductase. NCBI's taxonomy places the organism in Eukaryota, Fungi, Basidiomycota, Agaricomycetes, Agaricales, Hydnangiaceae. Gene Ontology annotation, molecular function: FMN binding; heme binding; oxidoreductase activity. The coding region runs from base 1 to 1755 and encodes 584 amino acids. The transcript has 7 exons. The record is from RefSeq and is a predicted model, not a curated record.
AUGUCCCAAGUUAUCGUCGUUGGAGGCGGUCUCGCCGGUCUCUCAGCUGCACAUACUCUUCUUGAGCGUGGUGCCAAUGUCUUGCUUCUUGACAAACAAGGUUUUAUGGGUGGAAAUUCUACUAAAGCCACCUCUGGUAUCAACGGUGCUGGAACAGACUCCCAGCGCAACCUCAACAUCCCAGAUACCGCCCAGAUCUUCUUCGAGGACACCAAGAAAUCUGCUCGGGACCUCGCCCGUGACGAUUUGAUUCGCGUGCUAACUGGUCGCUCUGGUGACGCAGUCAACUGGCUUCAAGACAAAUUCAAUCUCGACCUUUCGAAAGUGUCGCGUCUCGGUGGCCACAGCCAGCCUCGUACUCAUCGUGGUGAUGCCCAGUUCCCCGGAAUGGUCAUGACUUAUGCCCAAUUGGAACGUCUCGAAGAUUUAUCCGUCAGCAUCCCUGAGCGCGUCAGGAUCAUCAAGAAAGCCCGCGUUACGAAGCUCGUUAAGGAUGAUAAUGGUGCCGUUUCUGGUGUUGAGUACACUCACGGUGGAAAGACCGAGAUUGCCUACGGCCCCGUCAUCCUCGCAACUGGUGGUUACGCCGCCGACUUUACUGAGGAUUCUCUUCUCAAGAAGUACCGCCCCGAAUACUGGGAUCUUCCGACUACCAACGGCGAGCAUUGUACUGGCGACGGGCAGAAGCUUGCUAUCGCUGCUGGUGCCAGUGCCGUCGAUCUUGAGAAAGUUCAGGUUCAUCCCACUGGCUUGGUCGACCCCAAAGAGCCCGACGCCAAGGUGAAGUUUUUGGCAGCGGAGGCACUGAGAGGCGUUGGUGGUCUCCUGCUGGACAACACAGGCAAAAGAUUCGUCGACGAGCUGCAACAUCGUGACUAUGUUACUGGGAAGAUAUGGGAAAACAAGAAGUACCCCAUUCGUCUUGUUCUCAACGGAAAUGCUUCUAAAGAAAUUGAAUGGCAUUGCAAGCACUAUGUCGGUCGUGGAUUAAUGAAGCGGUUUGAGAGUGGUGAUGCCCUCGCCAAGGAGUUCGGGCUCCCCGCCGAUGUCCUCAGAAAGACCUUCGACGACUACAACCAAAGUGUUCGCACAAAGAAAGAUCCUUUCGGCAAGAAGUUUUUCCAAGGUGAAUGGAAAUUCGAUGACUUCUUUAAUGUCGCCAUCAUGACGCCUGUGCUUCACUACACAAUGGGUGGUCUGGAGAUCGACCAAGAGUCGCGCGUCCUCGACAAAUCGGGCAAACCGAUUCCUGGCCUUUUUGCUGCCGGUGAAGUAGCUGGUGGUGUGCACGGUGCUAAUCGCCUUGGUGGUUCAUCGCUUCUUGGUUGCGUCGUCUUUGGCCGGGUCUCCGCUGACUCUGCAGCGGCCUAUCAACUACAAACCACUAGUGCUGCCAUUCAGAAAGCUGGAGGCCGCUUGAGUGCCUUGGCCGGUCAGCUAUCGUCUACUUCAUCACCUUCAUCACCAUCCCCUUCGACCACAUCAGCUGCGCCGGCUGCACCAGCCGCACCUUCCGCUUCUGGUCAGUACACUCUUGCCGAAGUUGCGAAGCACAACAAAAAGGACGAUGUCUGGGUCGUCGUCGACGGGCAAGUCUUGGAUGUCACCAGCUUCCUUCCUGACCACCCUGGAGGUGAGAAGGCUAUUCUGCUGUAUGCCGGCCGCGAUGCCACGGAAGAGUUCAACAUGCUACAUGACCCCAAGGUCAUUCCUCGAUAUGCACCCGACUCCGUCAUCGGAAAAGUGAAGGCAUAGAUAUCUGACCUCGCUGAUGAUUGGUUGUGCUUUCAUGCGCCGUCAUUCAAAAGUAGAGAUGUUGUUUGAACUCUUUGGGCCGUAUUCUAUUACAUAUCCUCAUCCACAUCAUUUAUAUAUAAUAUAAGCAUUACCCGGUGGCUUGAACGGUGUAUGUUGUACUAUCUCUGCAUAUGUUAUGUUGUUUCCAC